Salarias fasciatus (jewelled blenny) is the source of this 684-nucleotide messenger RNA. RefSeq names its product angiopoietin-related protein 5-like. Gene Ontology annotation, biological process: negative regulation of T cell activation; regulation of immune response. The record is from RefSeq and is a predicted model, not a curated record. Lineage: Eukaryota; Metazoa; Chordata; Actinopteri; Blenniiformes; Blenniidae. Bases 1 to 684 code for a protein of 227 amino acids. The transcript has 5 exons.
AUGUCAAUUCAAGGAUCGGACUGCAGUGAGAUUAAGAGGCUCCUGCCAGAGUCACGCAGUGGAGUUUAUAUGAUCCAUCCUGCUGCAAGCAGAAUCCCCUUCAAGGUGUACUGUGAGAUGCGUCCAGAUGGCGGCUGGACGGUGAUUCAGAAACGCACCGGAGAUAAAGUUUCCUUUCGAAGGAACUGGGCUUCAUAUGAAUAUGGUUUUGGUCACCUGACUUGGGACCACUGGCUUGGUUUGAAGAAGAUUCACUGGUUGACUCAGUCCAAGAGGACGACCUUGAGGGUGGACCUGUGGAACAAUGGAAAGAAAACUGCUUAUGCCCAGUAUCAGGACUUCAGUCUGGGGAUUCCAGAGUCGGGUUAUGAACUCCAUGUUGGGAGAUACUCAGGAACUGCAGGUGAUGCCAUCCGGGGUACCAACUCUGACACAAGCCAGAAUGGCUUUGCCUUCAGCACGUCAGAUCGGCCCAAUCUUGACUGCAAGGACUGCUUCGACUACCUCGGCAACGCUAUUAAGAGUUGCUCCGGUUUCUCUGGCGGCGGCUGGUGGUUCAGUGACUGUGGCUCCGCUAAUCUGAACGGUUAUCACAAUAUGGCAGACAUAUCGAGACUCCACUGGAUCACCUGGGAGGGCGUUUCCUGGAUCGAAGCCACCAGGAUGAUGAUCAAAUCUGAGUGA